Molecule: messenger RNA, 2577 nt
Organism: Penicillium malachiteum
Lineage: Eukaryota; Fungi; Ascomycota; Eurotiomycetes; Eurotiales; Aspergillaceae
Product: gamma-tubulin-complex subunit SPC97
Exons: 5
Coding region: 1-2577 (858 amino acids)
Biological process (GO): cytoplasmic microtubule organization; mitotic cell cycle; microtubule nucleation
Cellular component (GO): mitotic spindle pole body; gamma-tubulin small complex; spindle pole
Molecular function (GO): microtubule minus-end binding; gamma-tubulin binding
Source: RefSeq, a predicted model, not a curated record
AUGUCCGUCAAUGACCGUGCCAGCUACAUGAACGCUCCACGACCCCGCGUCGUCUCCAAUCGCGUCGAGGCUGGGCCUCGCGGCGCAUCGCCGCUACACGACAACAUGGACAAUUUGCGCUCCAGCACCGCAACAACCAGAGAUAGGUCGGUGCGGAGGAAUCCCGUCAAGGAGUCGUCUAGUGCGACUAAUCGCGGUGAUCGCGAUAAGUCUCGACCCAACUAUCCCAGUCAGAUGGACGGCGCAAGUCCCGGGGGUCGACGACGAGAAAAAGACGAAGUUACAGUACCAUGGGAUCCACAAGCUUCAUUGAUUCCUCACUCUACUGCCCCCCUCGCCUGUCGUGUCUCUGUUCCUCCGUCAGCUGCAACAGUUCCGCAAUCACUAUGCCCGCCACCACUUCGAGAUCUUUCACCUGACGCCCAGGAAAAUGCGGUUCUGGAGGAUUUACUGUUUGUAUUCAUGGGGUUCGAAGGCCAAUACAUCCACUACCAUAGCUCCUAUAACCCAUCAGUCGAGAAAGACCGCUUGACUGGUCCCGUAUACCAAUUGGCCCCUGGUCUCGAUCCGACUCUGCGAGAUCUUACACAAUCAAUGUUGAAAAUGGCAACGCAUUACAGCGCAAUGGAAGCGUUUGUGGAGAUCCAAAGUCGCGCUGAGUAUGGCGCGGUUAGCCAUGCGCUUUGCGCAUCUAUUCGCAAGAUACUGAAGGAUUACUUGAUCCUCAUCGCUCAACUCGAAGGCCAGCUGCUGAACAAUCCAACUUUCACUCUUCAUCAACUCCACCUCCACACAAUGUCAACGGGUCAAUGUCUUGCCCAACUAUACUCUUUGGGCCAGGAACUACUCCGACGUAAUGGCCUUCUGGAGGACCCGGAUGAAGAUGAGUCGAUUGAUGAUUUUGACGAUGUCGAUAACAUUCUCGAACAGCUUAAGGAAGGUGGCGAUCUGGUGCCCGGUGCGAUGGCGAGCAAGAAGAUCUGCAAAGGCGGGAAUGUUCUCCGAUUGCUCACCGAGCGCUUGGCUACAUUCUCCGGUGAUCCUACCACUAAAAGUCUAGUUCAAUCAUUGCUGCGCGAAACCAGCAAACCAUACAUGAACAUGUUGAAUGAAUGGCUUCAUCAUGGUGCCAUCAAAGAUCCCCAUGGAGAAUUCCUGAUCAAAGAGCAGAAAUGGAUCAAGCGGGAGAAGCUCGAAGAAGACUAUACCGACGAGUAUUGGGAAAAGCGUUAUACGAUUCGUAAUGACGAGGUCCCACCACAACUUGACAGUGUUCGAGACAAGGUACUGCUUGCAGGCAAAUACCUGAAUGUGGUACGAGAAUGUGGUGGGGUUGAUAUUAGCAAAGCCGUCAAGGAUGUGCCCAAAACACUCGAUGAUCCUCGGUUCUUGGAUAACGUCAAUGCCGCCUACACCUACGCAAAUGCUUCAUUACUGAACCUCCUCCUUACGAAAAACUCCUUGACGACCCGGUUUCGCUCUCUCAAGCACUACUUUUUCCUGGAUCGUUCCGAUUUCUUUUCAUCUUUCCUUGAACUAAGUGCGUCUGAACUGCGCAAGCCCGCUAGGGCUGUCAACGAGGGAAAACUUCAAUCACUCCUCGAUAUUGUACUUCGUCAACCAGGAAGUAUCGCUGCUCACGAUCCAUUCAAGGAGGACGUCAAGGUCCGGAUGAACAAGAUCGGUCUUACCAGGUGGUUGAUGCAAGUUGUUAGCGUCUCUGGAAUCGACCAAGAUCACCCAGAGGCAGCAUUCGAGAGGCAGCAGGUCUCUACAGCCCAGGCGGCGGACGAGGAAAAAGAUAUUGUCGGAUUCGAUGCACUGGAGCUGGACUACACGGUGCCAUUCCCACUUUCUCUGGUCAUCAGUCGAAAAACUGUGCUGCGCUAUCAAUUAAUUUUCCGACAUCUCUUGUCUCUGCGCCAUCUGGAAACAUUACUGGUGACCUCCUGGGCGGAUCAAAAUAAGUUGACAAGCUGGCGGCACAAAUCUUCUGAUAGACGGCUCGAAAUCUGGAAACGGCGGGCGUGGAAUCUGCGAGCCAAAAUGCUUGUAUUUGUUCAACAACUGUUGUAUUUCUGUACUGCAGAAGUUAUUGAGCCCAACUGGGUGGGCUUGAUGGAUCGGGUUAAUGGGGCCGAUGCCGAGGGGUCAGAAGUGACGGUGAAUGGCACAAAGCAGGUGAACCGAACAGUUGAUGAACUCAUGCAGGAUCAUGUGGACUUCCUUGAUACUUGUUUGAAAGAGUGUAUGCUUACACAGGCUAAGUUACUGAAGAUUCAUUCGAAGUUGAUGACUUGUUGCACUAUGUUUGCAUCGUGGACUGCAGCAUCCCUUACGCGAGCCUUGGCUUCUGCAGACCCGGAUCUGUCCGGGGACAAGGCUCCAGAUGACGACGCUCGAGCCUAUGAUCCAACCCGAAUCGGGAAGCUCGAGGACACUUUGAAGCGAUAUGAGGAUCAUUUCAACCGCCACCUCCGGAUUCUAAUGGACAGCCUGAAUUACUUCGCUGCCACUGAGAGUGUUGUUUUGUUGAAGCUAGCACACUCCCUCAGCUCGAUCAGCAAAGAAGAUUGA